CAACCCUACUCUCUCCCUCUCUCGCUCGUAGAGUUCAAUCCGUUUCGAGCGAAGCAAACACCAAACAGGCGCUUAUUAUGCGAACUAUACAAGAGUCUUUCACAGAAUAGGAAGAGAGCUCAAAGAGAGGAAGAGACCAGAGAGAUCAAUUGAGAGAGUAUGUCAGACGAAUCAGAGAAGAGGUUUCAUGCUAUAAUGGACAAGCUAUUCAGUUCUCCCAAACCUAAAUCCAAAUCAACUGCAGCAAUCAGUCCAACACAGACCGCGAGUUCGCCUGGUGUUCAGUUGUCAGGAGGUAAAAAACGCCCGAGUACGCCAUUUUCGGUAUUGGAACUGAAUUCCAGAGGGAACGUAGCUGAGGGAUCACAGAUGCCAUCCGUGUCGGGUGGAUUAGUGCAAGCUCCGCUGUGCAGACCGUGGAACCGAGGGGAUCUUAUGAGGAGGUUGGCUACUUUCAAGUCCAUGACAUGGUUUGCUAAACCGCAGGUAGCAAGUCCAGUAAAUUGUGCUAGAAGAGGUUGGAUCAAUGUAGAUGUGGAUACAAUUGCUUGCGAAGCAUGUGGCACGCGUCUCUACUUUUCUACUCCAUCGUCCUGGGCGCAUCAUCAAGCUGAGAAAGCAGCAUUGGUGUUUAGCCUAAAGCUGGAUAACGGACAUAAGCCACUUUGCCCAUGGACUGACAAUUCCUGUGAUGACACACUAGCACAGUUUCCACCUACCACAACUCUGAUUUUGGUAGAUGAGUACAAGAAACGUUCUUCUGCUCUCAUGCACCUUUUAGCCCUUCCUGUAAUUUCAUCUUCAGUGAUUGAUUACAUGAGAAGCCCUCAACUGGAACACUUUCUCCAAGGAUCCUCAAUUAUUGGUGGCAGCAAUGAGUCUGCAGACACUUAUCAAAUUGAAAACCCAGGAAAUGAAGUCGACAUGGACUCUUCUGUCUCAUAUUAUCAGGCACAAAAACUCAUAAGUUUAUGUGGGUGGGAACCUCGUUUGCUACCUUAUAUUGUUGACUGCAAGAAACGGCGGAAUCAGUCCAUUAGAGAUGCCAACUUCUCAUGUUUAUCUCAGGGGGUCACUGAUGGACAGAAUUCUAGUAUUGUUGUCUAUUCUUCUGGUAGAGAAGAAACCAUGGAGACAAGUGAUGAUUCUGUGGCUUCUGGAAUGGUGCAGUUUGAUCCCAAUUCUGUUGUGUUGGACUGCAAACGUUGUGGAGCAACUGUUGGAUUAUGGACUUUCUCUACAGUUCCAAGGCCUUUGGAAUUGUUAAGACUUGUAGGAGACACAGAACUUGAUGGUGAACAUGAUUCUGCUCAGCAUAAAGAAGCUGCCAAUUAUGGUGAUCCUGGGGGUUCUGGAACCCAUGACUUCGGCGUUACUAAUCGUGCUGAGAAUACAGAAAGGACAUCUAAUACUGGUCCUACCAGUGUUGCAUAUUCAAGUGAAAGACAGUUCAAUUUAAAAUUGACAAUUGCAGGGGGUCCUCCACCAACAAAACAGAACUUCAAAGCAAAAAUUUCUAUGCCUGUAAUAGGACGGAAUUUGAGAGCUAGAUUUGCCUCUGACUCAGAUUUUAGGGAUCGUCUAUGUGCUAAGAUUUCAUUUGAGGAAGAUGAAAAUCACAGGGAAAACAAUGUUACUGUUGAAGAUGUUUGUCCGCUAGAUGUAAGAUUAUUAGAUGGCAAGGAAGGUGAUAAGCAUUGUGAUUCUACAACCAACAGACAGUUGGCAUGUUCAGAUAUUGAUUUCAGUGAGCGAGGGGAUGCACUUAGAAGUGAUAAAAACAGUGACAAUUCAUCUGGAGCAACAGGUAGUGGACAAGGCUUAUGUGAAACCAGUAAACUAGAUUCCAUUGUGGAAAAUCCAGUAAAGAGGGAUUCACUUUCAGUGGAUGGCUCCAGUAAGAAUGACACUGUGCAAGAAAGUGCUGAUGUGAUUGCUACAGUCAAUCCACCAGUGGGGGCUGGUAGUAGUUUUCAAGUUGAAGACACUUCCAUGGUGACCAAAAGUGGCCUAGUCAACAGUAGAAAUGAGGAAAUUGUUGAAAAAGAUGCUUCAGUGACAGUUAAUGCCAGCUCUAGUUAUCUGCAGCAGAACACAAUAACUAAUACGCUACGCAGCAUGGUAGAUAGCCAAGAUGGGUCUGGGGUCAAAUCCAGAGUGCAGUUCAUAAACAACACUGUUUUCCCCUGUAGCACGGGAAAGGAUCAAGACCAACUACCCUCUUCUGAAGCCAUGGAAUUUGAUCCAAUAAGGCAGCACAGGCAUUUUUGCUCCUGGAUUGCUUCAACUGGCAAAUCACUGCCAGGGUGGCAACAAACAUUAUCUGCUUUACAACGCCAGAAGGAAUUUGAUUGCCCUCCAUCCACAGAUACUCCGUCUUCUUCCUUUAUCGAGGUGGAUGAUCCUCUCACUUCAGUAAAAAAUCUGUUCAUGUCUCCUUCCGCAAAAAAAAUGAAGCUCACUCAUGGCUCAAGUUAAUGCACCAAACAGUUGACUUUGCAAUUUGUUGGAAUUGUUAUGGUCAUUACUGGAAUGGGAGUUCCGGCUAGCAGAAUCCUCGUGUUGCAAGAACAUCUUAAAAGUGUUGUAUCUUUUUCUUUUUCCCCUCUCUUUCUACUCUUAUCAUCAUUUGUCAGUUUCGAUUUCCAUUUUUCCUCGUGUUUCCCUCCACUUUUUGAUGAGCAUUAUCUGUGCUGCUACUUCAGUCUCAGGUUUUAGUAGCCUGUUCUUCAUUGAAUUACACGAGAAAUUUCUUUUUUUAAUAGUGAAGAACUGGUGGAAAAUAUAGGAGUCUGAAUUUGCCUUUCCAUAAUGAAUUGAACAUAAAAUGUAUGGUA
Molecule: messenger RNA, 2837 nt
Organism: Diospyros lotus (date-plum)
Lineage: Eukaryota; Viridiplantae; Streptophyta; Magnoliopsida; Ericales; Ebenaceae
Exons: 7
Coding region: 160-2478 (772 amino acids)
Cellular component (GO): nucleus
Molecular function (GO): zinc ion binding
Source: RefSeq, a predicted model, not a curated record